Molecule: messenger RNA, 311 nt
Organism: Staurois parvus
Lineage: Eukaryota; Metazoa; Chordata; Amphibia; Anura; Ranidae
Source: the annotation of a GenBank genome assembly
UCAUCUCCCACUGCUUGUAAAAGCAAUUUUGCAGCUAAUUAGCCACUAGGAUUGCUUUUACAUGAAAGCUGAUCACCGGCUGAAAAAAACGAUACCAGGAUGAUGCCUGCAGCUGUAGGCAUCAUCCUGAUAGCCUCCCCCCCCCCCCCCCCCAGCUGCCUUCCACGCCCUUCUCAGGCAGUCCCGUGCCAACGGGGGGGGGGGAACAUGAGAAUGCAGCCGGUGUUUCUGCCAGAUGACCACAGAGCUGAUUGGAGACCGGAAUGGUGCCAAUCAUCUCUAUAGUCUAAGAAAUCGGAAGCUACAAGCAU